Molecule: messenger RNA, 740 nt
Organism: Neopelma chrysocephalum (saffron-crested tyrant-manakin)
Lineage: Eukaryota; Metazoa; Chordata; Aves; Passeriformes; Pipridae
Product: ubiquitin carboxyl-terminal hydrolase 40-like
Exons: 5
Coding region: 90-701 (203 amino acids)
Biological process (GO): protein deubiquitination
Cellular component (GO): nucleus; cytosol
Molecular function (GO): cysteine-type endopeptidase activity; cysteine-type deubiquitinase activity
Source: RefSeq, a predicted model, not a curated record
CCCCGCGCGGCCCCCCCCAAUAAAGAUGGCGGCGGCCGCGGGGCCGGGGCCGUAGGGCCGCGCUGGGCACGGACUCUUUUGCCUUCACAAUGUUUGGGGACUUAUUUGACGAGGAUUUUUCCUUCAUUUCCAACAAUCAUUGGGGAAAAGGGAAGACAUCAAAGCCCAGAGAGUGUGAACCUCCAGCUCCCAGGGAUUUCACCAACCUCAGUGGGAUCAAAAAUCAGGGUGGGACCUGCUACCUCAAUUCCCUGCUGCAGACUCUGCUUUUCACACCGGAAUUUAGAGAGGCCUUGUUUUCUCUGGGACCUGAGGAACUUGGGACUCUGGAUGACAGCAGGAAACCAGAUGCAAAGGUUCGAAUAAUUCCAUUGCAACUCCAGAGGUUGUUUGCUCAGCUCCUGCUCUUGGACCAACAGGCUGCAUCCACCACAGACCUCACCGAGAGCUUUGGCUGGAACAGCCAUGAGGAGAUGAGGCAACAUGAUGUGCAGGAGUUGAACAGGAUCCUGUUCAGUGCUCUGGAGACCUCCCUGGUGGGGACAUCAGGCCAUGACCUCAUCAACCGACUGUACCACGGGGUCGUUGUCAACCACAUCGUGUGCAAGGAGUGCAAGAAUGUCAGUGAGAGACAGGUAAAACGGGGGCAUUUUCCACCACAGUGUGAUGAAGGUACUUCCAAUAUUCUUUUUUUUUUUUAAGUCCAAAAGAAAAGAAAUCUCAUCUUUCGUGCGUCCUUG